AUGAAGUUGACAUAUAACUGGAUAAUGUAUUCAUUUUUAUGUUUCGGAUCCGGAAUUUUGUGUGACAGAACAUAUGAUGGUUCUUGCUCAAUAAACGCCGAAGAUAAGUUUAAAUGUCCAAAUGGAAUAUGUAUCGAAUCGUCGAAAGUUUGUGAUGGCCGUAAGGAUUGUUCAGAUGGUGCAGACGAGACCAAAGCGUUGUGUGAUCGAUACGAGUAUGAAAUCGAUAUCACCAUGGAUUGCGGUAGAGUAAAUGCAAAAAGCCAAGGAAUAAUCGGACAAGGUAUGAAUAAAGCAACAGUUGAAACAACACCUUGGUACGUUGGAAUAUAUGAAUUAAAUAAAACAGAUUCCUAUUAUAACUUGAUAUGUGGAGGAUCAAUUAUUGCACCAAAUUUAGUAAUUUCUGCGGCUCAUUGUUUUGGACAAUAUGAUACGAUGAGAUCUAAAAAAAUAUCAAUAAACGAUGGUAUAAUUAAAGUUUCUGUUGGAAAAUAUGAUAGAAAUUUUACUGUUAUCGACAACAACUUUACUCAAAUAAUAAAUGUUAAAACGAUUUACCAUUAUGAUGGUUAUUGGGGAAUGAUUAACAAACAUGCUAAUGAUAUAGCUGUCAUUGUGUUAGCAAACAAAGUUUCGUUUAGUAAUGGCGUUACACCUGUUUGUGUCGAUUGGAAAAGUGAAUACAAUGUAGUAAAUGGAGCUCAAGGAAAGAUUGUUGUUUGGGGAGAAAUGAAAAAUGGCAUACAAAGUGCGUUAUUAGAACAAUUUUUACCUUACAUCAACACUAGUACUUGUCGAGAAAUGUAUUUGUAUAGCGGAUUUGAUGUAAAUGUGACUUAUGAUAAGUUUUGUGCUAGUUCUAAAUUAGUUUCAGGACAAGGAGUAAGUGUUGAAGAUAGUGGAGCGGGCAUAGCAUUUUUACACUCAAAUUCUUAUUUUUUAUCUGGAGUUUUAAGUAUCAAGGAUACUGUAAAAAACAGUUCAAUAUUAGGUUUUACAGACAUUAAUGAACAUCUUCAAUGGAUUCGUGGACUGUUUAAUUUCAAACAUGUCACAGGUAGUCCUUGCGUUUUACCAACAGUCGAAGGAGUGGUAUAUUCUUAUGAAGGUUCUAAUGCCAUUUUAUCACACGGGACAUUAAUUAAAUAUCUUAUUACUGUUAUUGAAAACUGUGAAGUUGGAUACCAUCAGGCCUAUCCCAAUAGUUUUAGAGUUUGUCAGGGAAAUGAAAAAUGGUUAUCAAAUUCUGAGAAAUUGUGUUUUAAAAUGUGCCCACCUCUAAAAUCAGAUAGUUUGGAUAUUAAAUGUAGUCAUAAUGGAGAGUAUUCUAAUUGUUCAAAUUCGUUGAUACCCAAUACAACAGCAACAAUAUCAUGUAAGCCAAGAUAUACUGCUCCAAAUGGACAAGAUGAUACUCCAUUUGAAUUACUUUGUCAGUCUAAUGGGACGUGGAAUAAACAACUAUAUAGAUGCAAUCCAUAUUGCGGUAGAGUAUAUACCCUAAACCAAGUAUUGAUCAGCAAUGGAGAAAAAGCACUUGUUGGGACUGCACCUUGGAAUGUUGGAAUAUAUAGAUUAAAUAAAAUAAAUUCAAAUUAUGACUUAAUUUGUGGAGGAUCAAUCAUUUCUCCAAAUUUAGUCGUUUCUGCGGCUCAUUGUUUUUGGCUAAAAGGUAUGAUUUUUAAUAGAAUAUCAGUAAAUGAUGGUCUAUACAAAAUUGCUGUUGGAAAAUAUGAUAGAGACAUUACUGUAAUUGACAAUGACUUUACUAAAAUUAUUGAUGUGGAAAUGAUUUACCUGAAAGAAGGUUACUAUGGACCAAUUGGGUUUCAUGCUGAAGAUAUAGCUAUUAUUGUGUUACAAAACAGAGUUUCAUUUAAUAAUGGUGUUGCACCUGUUUGUAUCGAUUGGAAUGGUAGAUACAAUGUAUCCAAUGGAGAUCAAGGAAAGAUCGUUGGUUGGGGAAAAACGGAAAAAGGCAUUGCAAGUCCUGUUUUGUUAGAAGCAUCUUUACCAUUCAUCGACCAUAGAUCUUGUAGAGAUAUGUAUACAAACGGGUUUGAAUCAUUUGUGACUGUUGAUAAAUGUUGUGCCGGUUCAGCAUUGGGACAAGGGGUGAGUAAAGGAGAUAGUGGUGCAGGUUUAUGCUUUGUACACUCUAAUUCGUAUUACUUAACCGGAAUAGUCAGUAUUAAGGAUCCAAAUACAAAUAGUUCAAUCGCUGUUUUUACAGAAGUAAAGCAUCACAUUCAAUGGAUUCUUGGACUAUUCAACAAAUACGAUGGUCUGGCCAAAAUUAAUUCAUGCAUUUUACCAACUGUCGAAGGAGUUGUAUAUUCUUAUGAAGAUUCUAAUGAAACUUUGUCUCACGGGACAUUAAUUAAUCAUCGUCUAACUGUUAUUGAGAAAUGUGAAGUUGGAUAUCACAAGGCCUAUCCUUAUGGUCUUAGGCUUUGUCAUGAAAAUGGAAAAUGGUUAUCAACCUCUGAUAAAUUAUGUUUCAAAAUGUGUCCACCUUUACUAUCAGAUACUUUAGAUAUUAAAUGUACUAUUUAUGAUAAGUAUGCUGAUUGUUCUAAUACAUCGAUGCCAGAUACAAUAGCCACACCAUCAUGUAAGCCACCAUACACUACACAAAAUGAAAAAGAAGAAUUAUAUUGUCAAUCUAAUGGGAAGUGGAAUAAACAACUAAUUAUUAGAUGCAAUCCAGCGAUUUCGUGUACUUUACCAACUGUCAAAGGAGUUGUAUAUUCUUAUGUAGGUUCUAAUGAUAUUUUAUCUCACGGGACAUUAAUUAAUUAUCAUGAUACUGUUAUUGAGAACUGUGAAGUUGGAUAUCACAAGGUUUAUCCUUAUGGUUUAAGGGUUUGUGUUGAAAAAGGAAAAUGGUUAUCAAUCAAAGAUAUAUUAUGUUUAGAAAUGUGCCCACCUCUAAAAUCAGAUAGUUUGGAUAUUAAAUGUAGUCAUAAUGGAGAGUAUGCUAAUUGUUCAAAUUCAUUACUCAAUACAACAGCAACAAUAUCAUGUAAACCAACAUAUACUGCACCAAAUGGACAAGAUGAGAAUCCGCUUGAAUUACUUUGUCAGUCUAAUGGGACGUGGAAUAAACAACUAUAUAGAUGCAAUCCAUCUUGCGGUAGAGUAUACAUCGGAAACCAAAUACUGAUUAACUUUGGGCAUAAAGCAUAUAUUGGAUCGGCACCUUGGAAUGUUGGAAUAUACAAAUUAAAUAAAAUAAAUUCCAAUUAUGACUUGUUUUGUGGAGGAUCAAUUAUUGCUCCGAAUUUAGUCGUUUCUGUGGCUCAUUGUUUUUGGGAAAAAGGUAUGAUUUCUGAUAGAAUAUCAGUAAAUGAUGAUCUAUACAAAAUAGCUGUUGGAAAAUUUGCUAGAAAUUUUGCAGUUAUUGACAAUGAUUUUACAAAAAUAUUUAAUGUAGAAAUGAUUCACCUGAAUGAUGAUUAUUAUGGACCUUCUGGGUAUCAUGCUACAGAUAUAGCUAUUAUUGUGUUAAAAGACAGAGUUUCCUUUAGUAAUGGUGUUGCACCUGUUUGUAUCGAUUGGAAUGGUAAAUACAAUGUCGUCAAUGGAGUUCGAGGAAAGAUCGUCGGUUGGGGAAAAACUGAAAAAGGCACUUCAAGUCCUGUAUUAUUAGAAGCAUCUUUGCCAUACAUCGACCGUGAUUCCUGCCAGAAUAUGUAUACAAACGGAUUUGAAAAUUUUGUAACUGUUGAUAAAUUUUGUGCUGGUUCUAAUUCUACAAUGGGACAAGGGGUUAGUCAAGGAGAUAGUGGUGCAGGCUUAUGCUUUUUACACUCUAAAUCUUAUUAUUUAACCGGGGUAGUCAGUACGAAGGAUACAAGUACAGAUAAUUCAAUCGCCGUUUUUACAGAAGUAAAGCAUCACAUUCAAUGGAUCCGUGGACUGUAUAACAAAUAUGAACAAGAACAAUAG
Macrosiphum euphorbiae (potato aphid) is the source of this 3954-nucleotide messenger RNA. NCBI's taxonomy places the organism in Eukaryota, Metazoa, Arthropoda, Insecta, Hemiptera, Aphididae. The record is from the annotation of a GenBank genome assembly.